CUGGCAUAUGAACCUGCGGUUGUUAUUUUUACCAUUACCAGAUGCAAAACCUCGACUAUACAGUCUGUAGGCUACUCAAACACCCACAUGCGACAAAAUGCUCCUCGUUGCUCUUUCCCGACAAUACCCCUAGAAUGCGGUACAAUUUAUCAUCUCGUCAUCCCUGUUUUCCAAUCGUGGUAAACUAGGUGAUUCAGGUGGGCGGAGCGCAGUCACUGAGAGCCAACGACUGCAGUGGAUUGUCAAGCACAGACGUGCUUUAAAGAUACGAUUUAAACUGACAAUAAAAAACACGAUGGCCGUAGAAGAAAGACUGAACUCUGAAGAGGUAAACCCAGAAUUUCCAGAAAAUGGCUCUGUGGCUACCGAAAACACUUCUUCGGGGGUGCUCCGUGAAUAUGACGAAUCUGUGGCGCCUUAUCUUGGGGGAUUUGGGAAAUACCAGAAACAACUAAUUCUCCUAACCUGGAUCCCCGCUUUGUUUAUUGGAUACAGCCAGAAUUCAGACUCUCUUCUUUUAGCCCAGCCCGGCUACACUUGUAAAUCUGCUACUGUGACUUUGGGAAAUACGACAAUAAACCCGGUUUCAUAUGUAAAUACAACAAAUGACAGCAGGACUGCUUAUAUUCAUGGGAAUGACAGUAGCAACGAUAUCAACAAGGCAGAUUGUCUGUGCUUUGACAGGAAAUACAACUUAAGCAUUGGGCUCGUACAAAACGUGGUCACCAAAUGGAACUUGGUGUGCGAUUCAACCUGGAAGGUACACAUUGCCAAGUUUUCUCUACUGGUUGGUUUAAUCUUUGGAUAUUUGGUGAUGGGAGUUUUGGCCGAUUGGUUCGGACGACAGCCUGUACUUAUCGUCUCAGUUUUUUUCAUAUUAAUCUUUGGACUAACAGUCGCUCUUUCUGUGAAUGUGACCAUGUUUAGCACACUGAGGUUCUUCGAAGGAUUUUGUCUGGCAGGAAUCAUUCUUACCCUGUAUAUAAUGAGGAUUGAGAUGUGCGAUCCAGGAAACCGGUUUAUGGUGACCAUGGUGGCGAGCUUCAUUGCAUUGCUGGGUCAGCUUCUUUUACCAGGCCUGGCUGCCCUCUGCAGGGACUGGCAAAUUCUACAGGCAGUUAUCAUCUGUCCCUUCAUUAUCAUGAUCUCCUUUAUAUGCAUUUUCCCAGAAUCUCUGCGCUGGCUUCUGGCCACACAGCAGUAUGAGAAGGCAAAAAGCUUAAUUCUCCAAAUCAACAAAAAGAACAGAGUGGAUUCCGAGACUGACGUUAAGGGGAUCAUGCCUGAACUGGAAAGAGAACUUACUAAGAAACCUAAGAAAACUUGUAUCGUAAAAGUGGUAGGGACUAGAAACCUAUGGAAGAACAUCUUGGUUCUCUGUGUAAACUCGCUCACUGGGUUUGGGAUCCACCAUUGCUUUGCCAGAAGUAUGAUGAAAAACAAGUGGGAAAAUACUACAGUUUCACACAACAGCGAUAUCCACAACAUGAUGCUCAGCAGUUUCUACGCAGACUAUUACACCAUGGCGGGGAUUGCAGUGGCCUCCUGUCUGGCCAUGUGCCCUGCAGUGGGGUUUAUGGGCCGGAGAGGGGGCCUGCUAAUGUUUAUGAUCCUCACCGCCCUGGCAUCACUGCUGCAGCUGGGCUUCCUAAACUUAAUCGGAAAGUACAACCUUCAUCAUGACACAGAUUUAAAAGAGACUAUCAACAGAAAGUUCUCCAUUGCCUUUUCCAUCAUAGGAAUGUUUUCAUCCCAUGCUGUCGGGAGCCUGAGCAUUUUCUUCUGUGCGGAAAUCACCCCCACAGUCAUCAGGGGUGGAGGGCUGGGCUUGGUUCUGGCAAGCGCUGGGUUUGGAAUGCUGACCGCCCCCAUCAUGGAGCUGCAUAACCAGAAAGGCUACUUCCUGCACCAUGUGAUUUUCGCCUGCUGCACCCUUAUCUGCAUUAUCUGCAUUCUGCUGCUGCCCGAGAGCAGGCGCCAAAACCUUCCAGAGACCAUUUCAGACGGGGAGGGGUACAUGCGACAACCCCUGCUGCCGCCAAAGAAGGGGGGCGAGCAGCCUCUCUUGUUAACAAACUCUGAGCUGAAGGAUUAUUCGGGAAUCCACGAAACUCCUGUCCAUCGCGCAGCCAGCUCUGAAAGCAACACAGCUAAUGUGGUGAAAUCCUCAUGAUUGGUUUGCCUCCUGGUGAAUCCAUAGUUUGUGGCUGAGGAAGCAGAGAUUGUUUUGCACCGGUCUGAGCAAAGAAAAAAACUACAAUAAAAAAUGAUUGCUUUGAUUCAAUUAGUUCACUCGGUUUAGUUGAUCAUUGCUAAACAUGUGGGGUUCUUGUAUAACCAUCACAUCUAAAGUGAAGGACGUGGGAGAUGUCAUUGAAGAGGAUUUUAGUAAAUAAAUCAUUUAAAGACUUUUCAGGCAUUUAAUAAACAAGGCGGCAUUAAAUCAGAUGUGGUAGAUGACAAAAUGAGUGGUGGUGGUUUAGUGAUCUCACCGGUUUAUUAAAUAGCAAUUUUGAUGAUUAAUCAUGAAAAUUGGUGAUAUAGUACUGAUCACAUUUAACCAACAUAUACAACUAUGACUGGGUUUUGGUUAAAAAAUAGGCUAAACUUCAAACCCACUUUAAAAAAAAAAAAAAAAAAAAAAGAAACCUGGUUGAGCUGUAUAAUAUUUUGGGUCUGUUUUGAGGAGUUUUUACAGCCAGUUGUAAUGUGCUCUUAAGUGUUUUAUUGUGAUGUUCCUGGUUCUGUUUUCAGGUCAUUUAGUUCUAAACCACUCUACUGGAAUGUAAAAAAUAAUGUAUGAUUUUACCUUGUUUACUGUGUUAUUUCAAAGUGAAUUCUAUCCAACUUUGCACAUUUUACAAGUCAUGGGUCAUGUUUUUGCUUGAAAUAUUUGAGGAUUUGAUGAGACCGCUUAUAUUAGUUAAACACUUCUGAGCAAUUAUUGGGAAUCGCAGGGUUUGUUUGCCCUCCAUAGCUAUUUAUAGUAUAGCUCACAACUUUAUUCUUUUAGCAUAGUUGAGCAUUUUAGCAUACACAGAACAUGCACUGCUAAUAGAGCACUGUUAAAGCCAAGUUUGUGUGAUUUAAGAAAACUGUUAUUUUCCUAACCCUCAACCUGAAAAACAUAGAUGACCCACGUAUACAAAAUAAAUAAUAAUUUGAAUACAAACUACACUGCAAUCUAAAAAAUGUGGUGAAGGAUUUUAUUAAUGAAUGAAUACAUAGAUGAAUGUACACUAAUCACGUUUUUUUUUAUCAUGUUUUUUAUUCUAAUGCAUUUGUGUAUAAGCCAUACAUGUUAAAAUAAACAAGUUUAUUUAUUAAUUCCUAAUUUUAAUGUACAUAAUAACAUAUACUUUCUUUUUUUUAUUUAGAAGAUGAGGAAAUUGAUGGCUGGGGUUCUGUACAUGUUGCAGGUUUAGUUAAGGUGGGGAUUUCCUGGAAAUCUUCAUUUCCAGGAUCAAUUGGACCACAGUCUGUGUAUCCCUUGUGUUUUCUCAAACUAAGGAAAGCUUUCCUCCUACUGCAUACUCCUCCAAUCUAGAAAUCAAAAUCAUAACCACUUGCCAAAUUUCUUGAAAUGACUGGUGUAAAAGGGACCAAAUCACUGCUCUUGCCACUCAGAGAAAGGAGCAGUAGUGACAGUUCCUGAUGACUCCCCCUCAUUCAUGCUGCGUUCCAGUCACAGCUGAAUGUCAUCACCACUGGCACUGCCAGUAAGCAAACCAGAAGCUUUGAGAAGGCAGUCUUUAGUAGUUUGCCAUGUCUCAAUUUCUUAUCAGAUCAAAAAGACAUUUAAAAUAAUAUACAGCUUUGACCAAACGUUUAUCACCCUAUAGAAUUAACUGAUUUUACUUCAAAAAGUUGUAUGAAACCUGGCUCCCGAGUGGCGCAUCCUGUAAAGACGCUCCACGUGAAGUGCAGGAUGCGCUCUAUAGUCUGGACGUCGUGAGUUCGAGUCCAGGCUAUUCCUUUGCCGACCGAGGACGGGAGCUCCCAGUGGGCAGCGCUCAAUUGGCCGAGCACAGCCCGGGGGGAGGGAAAGCUAGGUAGGCCAGGGUGUCCUCGGCUCACCAUGCACCAGAGACCCCUGUAGUCUGGCCGGGCGCCUGCGGGCUUACAUGUAAGCUGCCUGAGAGCUGCGUUGUCCUCCGACGCUGUAGCUCUUGGGUGGCUGCAUGGUGAGUCCGCAGUGUGAAAAAAAAGCUGUCAGCUGACAGCACACGCUUCGGAGGACAGGAUGUGUUCGUCUUCGCCCUCCCGAGUCAGUGCAGGGGUGGUAGCGCUGUGCUGAGCCUAAAAAUAAUUGUCCAUUUCCAAAUUGGGGAGAAAAUAAUAAAAAUAAUUGACAACUAAAUUUAUAUUUAAAAAAAAAGAAAAAUUGAUUUACAGUAUAAUUGUAAAUCUCAAAAAACUACUCACUUCUAAAUCUUUUGUAGUCAUUUUUGUAUUACUUUAGUAUAAAUACAUGUUAAUUUGGAUACAUAUGUUGUUUUUUUCUGACUUUAUGUGAACGAAAAGACACAAAUUCGCCCGUUUUCUCAUUGGAAAUAGGUCAAUUUCAAAAUAUCACUGUCCUGGUCACAAAAGCAAAGUUUGUGGGGAAUAAUAUCCAUUUUCUAUACUUUUGAGGCAUAAGCAAUUAGGAAAUAACACUUACUACCCAGGAACCAAAAAAAAAAAAAAAAUUGUUACACGGUGUAAUUUCCCAUAUACUUAAUGAAAAACUGACAAAAAUUGAUAUCUAAUAUGAAAUACUGUAACGCUAUUGUGGAUUUCGGUAGACUUUU
Messenger RNA from Acipenser ruthenus (sterlet), 4793 nucleotides. RefSeq names its product solute carrier family 22 member 23 (gene slc22a23b). Bases 296 to 2173 code for a protein of 625 amino acids. The transcript is spliced from 11 exons. Gene Ontology annotation, cellular component: membrane. NCBI's taxonomy places the organism in Eukaryota, Metazoa, Chordata, Actinopteri, Acipenseriformes, Acipenseridae. The record is from RefSeq and is a predicted model, not a curated record. Gene Ontology annotation, molecular function: transmembrane transporter activity. Gene Ontology annotation, biological process: transmembrane transport.